Messenger RNA from Bicyclus anynana (squinting bush brown), 2278 nucleotides. RefSeq names its product nose resistant to fluoxetine protein 6-like. Gene Ontology annotation, molecular function: acyltransferase activity, transferring groups other than amino-acyl groups. Lineage: Eukaryota; Metazoa; Arthropoda; Insecta; Lepidoptera; Nymphalidae. Bases 145 to 2028 code for a protein of 627 amino acids. The record is from RefSeq and is a predicted model, not a curated record. The transcript has 12 exons.
AUCCAGUAGCUACCAGUACGUUACAGUCACAUUACACUAUACGUUUUGCUCACGUAACUAGCUAGGACGUGCGAUAUUAGCCUAAAUUAUAUUUACAUACACUAAAUUUUUAUUGUGUAAGUUAUUUUUAAACAUAAAGUUAAGAUGGUGAUAAUUUUUGUUGUUAUUUCGUUGGUUUUGGUUAAACAAACUUCGGGUGUUAUUUAUCAUGUCAAUGAAAGCGAGUACCACAAGAUGCCGCCACUGUACGCAUUGGACGACUACUCGGAGUGCCUGCUGCAGCCUCAGGGCUUGUACUGCGUGGCGGACUACCAUCUCUUCUCCAAUGCACACUCGGACCUCAUGCACUUUAUACAAGAAUACUCAGCAUUCAAAAUGAAGCAUUUUAAUUAUACAUUAAUACACAGAGGUACCUGCGUCUCGAUUUCCUGUAAGGAUUACAUUCAUAGAAUAAAUGAAACAGGGAACCUAGAGAUGAUCCUUGGAGAAUGCCUCAACGAAUCCCUAUGGAGAAGCCACAAGCUAGAAGCAAGUUUGGCUGAACUAAAAUAUUGCAAGAGUGCCGAAGAUAAAACGAUUCUCGAUUUAAGUGACUUCCUUGUAGCUGCUGUUUAUGUUAUUUUAAUUACGCUGAACAUUAUCGGAAGCUUUUACGACGUCAUGUUGUGCGAAAAAGAUAGUAAAACAGGAAACCCGUACUUGCUAUCGUUUUCAAUGAGGCGCAACUGGUCAAAGCUCAUCGCGCCAGGUGGAAGCGGACCUGACCCUAGGAUGGAAAGACUGAAAUUAUUCAAUGGAUUAAGAACAAUGACAUUAGCCUGUGUGAUAUUCUCUCACUCUGCACUUAUUGCGUCCAUUACAUACAUCGCGAACCCGCGUUAUAUUGAACAGAUAUAUGACGAUCUGUCAAAACAAAUGCUGCUCAACGGCAACUUAGUGACUCACACGUUUUUCGUAAUGUCCAGUUUUCUGUUAGCGUACAACUUACAGAUACAGUCCGAAAAAACUGAAAUCACUUGGAAACACAUACCAAAGGGCAUUCUGUUAAGGUGGAUCAGAUUAACUCCAUCAUACGCUCUGGUGAUAGCUACAAUCAGUACAUGGAUGCGUUACAUAGGCAGUGGCCCAAUGUGGGACCUGAUCGUGGUCAGUGAGGCCAACUACUGCCGCCACUAUUGGUGGGCCAACAUAUUCUACUUCAACAACUACAUCUAUAAAUAUGACAUCUGUUUCCCGCAGGGAUGGUAUCUAGCAGCAGAUACUCAGAUGUUCUGCCUCGGCCUGAUCCUGCUGGUGCUGGUGCAGAAGCCCCAGCACCGGAAGGUGGCACUGGUUCUCCUCUUCCUCUUGUCACUGCUCAUCAGCGCCGCAAACACUUACUUCCAGGACCUAACUGCUGUCAUUUCACAGUCUCCUGAAUCUGCCCGUACUCUUUACGUGGAUGAAGACACGUUUACUUUAUCGUACAUCCGAGGGCACACCAACCUCUCGACCUACACUCUGGGCCUCGCGGGAGGGAUACUCACUUACUACUGGCAGACCAAUGGAAAAGACUUCACUAAAUACAAGAAGUACCGCUGGCUGGUGUGGCUCAUGUUCCCGCUAGGCGUGGGCAUUAUCCUGUCGGGAGGCAUGUUCUUCACUGACCACGCAGCGCCGAGCACGCUACUGCGGGUCGGGUACGCCGCGCUGAGCAAGCCGACGUUCCAGCUACUCAUACUUGUAUUAAUCAUCAGCACCAUCUUCAAAAUUGAGACGGUAUACCGUGGUAUAAUAGAGUGGCGCGGCUUUGCCUGGGCGGGGCGCGUGUCGUACAGCGCUUUCUUGCUGCACACCCUCUUCCAGAGAGGCGUGGUGGGAUAUCAGACUACACCCCUAUAUUUGACUGACUAUUUUAUAUUUAUAGUGUUAUGUGCGUCCAUCUUCUUGUCCUUUUCACUGGGAACAGUCCUGUGGCUGACGGUCGAGGCGCCGAUCGGAGGACUGACGCGCGCGCUGCUCGCUCCACGAAACAAAAAUAAACCUUAGCACAGAUCAAAGUAGUUCAAUUCUAGCAAAUAUGUAGAAAUUUCUGUAAUUGUUAAUGUUAUGUAAUAAAAACAAGGAUGUUGUCCGUCUUUCUGUUGAGCAUCACGCCUAAAAUGAAACUUGCCAAUAUUUCACCCCCUAUUACAUCAUAGGGGGUAAAAUAGGGGUUCAAGGUUUGUAAGGAAAGUCCUUAAUUUUUGAGGUUACAUUUAUAAAAAUUGGUUUGUGUAGUAUCCGAAAAAUAUUAAUA